This is a messenger RNA of Hippocampus zosterae (dwarf seahorse), 5085 nucleotides long. It is a transcript of the gene fam110c, whose product is annotated as family with sequence similarity 110 member C. The coding region runs from base 1236 to 2207 and encodes 323 amino acids. The transcript has a single exon. The record is from RefSeq and is a predicted model, not a curated record. NCBI's taxonomy places the organism in Eukaryota, Metazoa, Chordata, Actinopteri, Syngnathiformes, Syngnathidae.
UGGUCUACAACAUCAGCCCACGUGAGGUAGCUAAAAUUUAUUCCCUCAUCAUGAUUCAUGACUGACAUAUUGGACUGAUGUAAUUUUUUUAUAAUAGAUGUAUCGAAUGGGCGUCGGGUCACCGCCGAAUCCCCAAGCGGCCCAUUUAAAGGAAGCUGGCCAGAAAGCAAGUGCUUCAAUUUAAAAAAAUAAAAUAAAAUUAAGACAGCACACACCCACCCCAAAAAAAAACAAUCCAUGUUCUUGAAAAACAGAUGCGGAAUGAAGACUGAGUCCAAAAAAUAUAAAAAUGUGAAUCAAUUUGAGGGAAGACCACAAGGAAGCGGCAAUCAUGUACUUGGAGAAAAUGGAUUAUGUACGACUGUGGCUUUGGCCGGGGGGGAGGUGGCAUCUAAGACUUUAGCAUGACUGCACACAAUGCAUUCUCGUGCUGCCCUCUGCCUUUGGGAAAUUCUAACUCAUGACUUAACGGAAGCACAUGCCCCCUGACCCCCAUUUGGAUAUCAAAGCCCUUUCAAUCCGUGCAGAGUGUCAAUGAAGAAUUGUGUUCCUCUGAGCAACACAUUAGAAGUUUGUUCCACCCUUCGAGUUUAGUUAGAAAAUUGAGAAACACCGUUUAUUUUUGGUUGGCGGUGCUAAAAUCAGCUCGUUUGGGUGGUCUGGGGGAAGUUGUUUUACAGGGGGAUUUGUUUCAGACCCACACGGUUUUGUUUGAUGAGGAGAUUAGCAUUAGUUUGCAGGGGCUUGCAUGUGCUUAUCAGUUCGCACGUCGUUUUUUGUUUUUUUGGUUUUUUUUGGUGGGGGUGGCUCUAACCGCAAUCCGUUUGCAUUGUUCUAUGGAUUUUGCAAGUACAGGUAUUCUACUGUAUACUUGCAAGUGCAACAUAAAGGAAUGGAAAGUCAGACUGUACGGUUCUCUUAUCUUAAAAAAAUCCAAGCCUUAGUCUUUAGGUUGUAAAACAUUUUCUCGCCAUGCCCCCUUAAGAGAAGUGUCGGCUUUCACUCCUUCUUCCUCACGGUCCUAUCAGGUGUACUUUGAACAGGCCCGUCUUUGACUCAAAGCGACCUCGCACAGGAUGGGUGGGGUGGGCGAGAGGCAUGUGUCGCAACAGAACGGGAGAAACAUUAGGAAACAUGCUCAGGCAAAGUAUGGGAUCGAAUGGAAUCCUGGAAACCAAAGGAAAGAUCGCUCUUCCUGAGGUCUAACCUUCGAUGAGAGAUCAGCACCGACCGCUAUGGAGAGCCCCAGCGAGACCUCAAAAAUCCUGGAGAAGGGUCCAGAUUACCUUCGAAAGCAAAUGGAACUGGAGAGUGAGGUAAAAGGGCCCAUGAGUGCCGUGGAGAGACUGGCCGCCAGCAAACCCAAAUACGUGAAAAGCCAGCAGGUGGUCAACUCCACUCAGGAGCCACUGAUCAGCCUGCCGUCCACUUCAAGCUCCGUGUCCUCCAACUGGAGCUCAACACAUGCCCAAGUGUCUACGCAGAGCUGCUCCCCGGCGCAGGUACGUCGCUCCAGCUCGAAAAAGCGACCCGACUCCAUCCUGCUUUACAGGCAGAAAUGUGAACUGCUGCGAGUGGCCGGCCAUGACCGCAAACAUAACAUCACGCGUAAACUGCUUCGAAGCUCGGCGAGCAAAACGACAACCUUACCAGAGGCGGCUGAGAAGGAAGUCGACCGUGAUGGCGGUAAGGAGGAACACGGCACACCUGAGGAAUCUGCAAGGGAACAUUGCUCAAGUGCAAAGUCCCCAACAUUAGAGAGAAGGCGGAACGGAGCGACCGGAAACCCGAAGAGUGGUCCAAAGGAGGCAUCCGCUAAUCUCCUGAAUGUCCCCGUCAGGAGAGGUAAAGGGGUGGGUCGAUCCCGCUCGGAUAUCAGCUCCAGGUACUCCAAGAACUUUGCGGACUUUGACUCCUUCUUCAAGUACUGCGGCCUGGACGGGGAGGUCAUCGAGUCUCUGGGUAAGGAGAAUUUCUCGGCACGUUCGGACGAGAUGACGCUCAAGGUGCGCAGCGUUAGCGUGGCCACAUCGGACGGCGGCUUCUCCCGGAACAGCGACGACAGCGAGGGGCUGCAGGAAGAUAUCCUGCAAAAGAAGAUCCGUCAGGGAACGUCGGUCAUCGAGCGGAAUGCAAGGAUUAUCAAAUGGCUAUACAGCUGCAAGAAUGCUAAAGAGAGUGGGAAAAAGUUGAGAGACCUGGACUAAAAUCAUCUAUUUUUGAUACUGGUUAGUCCUCAUCGGGAUUAGGAUCAACAGGGGCUCAUCGCAACUGACUUUGGGCGAAAGGCGCCAUACACUCUGGACUGGUCUGGACAAGACAAGCCUCACAAAGACUCAUUCAGCUAUGGCCCCCGGGGAUUGAAAAAAAAAACAAAAAUAGUCCAUGACAUGUUUUCUUGCCGGCGGCCCAGUAGUCCAGUGGUUAGCACGUCGACUUCACAGUGCCGAGGUACCGGGUUCGAUUCCAGCUCCGCCCUUCCUGUGUGGAGUUUGCAUGUUCUCCCCGGGUCUGCGUGGGUUUUCUCCGGGUACUCCGGUUUCCUCCCACGUUCCAAAAACAUGUAUAGCAGGCUGAUUGAUCACUCUAAAUUGUCCCUAGGUGUGAGUGAGGGUGUGCAUGGUUGUUCGUCUCUGUGUGCCCUGCGAUUGGCUGGCAACCAAUUCGGGGCCUACUGGCCGGAGACAGCUGUGAUAGGCUCCAUCCAGCUCCCCCGUGAGAUUAGUGAGGAUAGAGCGGUUCGGAAGAUGAAUGAAUGAAUGUUUUCUUGCUCAACAUGAAAUUGGGUGGUUGUGACUAUUAUAGGGCGGCCCUGUGGUCCAGUGGUUUAUGCGUCGACCUCACAGUGCAGAGGUCGUGGAGUUUACACACUCUCCCCGUGCCUGCGUGGGUUUUCUGCGGGUACUCCGGUUUCCUCCCACGUUCCAAAAACAUGCAUGACAGGCUGAUUGAACACUGGAAAUUGUCUCUCGUAUGAGUGUGAGUGCGGAUGGUUGUUUGUCUCUGCGUGUCCUGCGUUUGGCUGGUAACCGGUUCAAGGUGUCCCCCGCCUACUGCCCGAAGACGGCUGGGAUAGGCUCCAGCCCGCCACUCGCGACCCUUGUGAGGGAAAGCGGAUCGGAAAAUGGAUAGCUGGAUAUCUAUCAUAACCAGGCACGUGGAAACUUCACAAGGACUCUUGCCCUAAACUGAACAGCAUGUCGACCAUCUUGGUUUAACUAUUCUCCACAGGAAAACGUUUACAAGGGAAUUGGUUGAGACGAGCCCAAUUGUUAAAGCAGGUAUUUUCAAUCCCGAUGUUCUGCGCCGCCGCUAAAGAAUCUCGAAUUGCGUCAGAUUCUGUGGCAAAACGCUUGAGCACAACUUUACGCCCAAUGACUCACUGAUUCACACGAGCCUGUGUGCCUGUCCGCAUUGUCCCUUCGCUACUCCCCCUCCCCGGACCCGGGAGCUAGAAUCGUUUGUCGCCGAAGGUCGUAAUCUGCGGGUAGUGGUGAAACUGGAUUUCUUUCCCACUUUGUCUCUCCUACUUGCAUGCAAACGAAUGUUUUACGGGUUCCUACGCACCCUGGAUAUCUUUCAGAAGUCUGACUGACAUCCCAGACAAGUUGUGUCGUGCCCUGUCAGACCAAUUUCAAAUGUACCACCCUCAGGCUAUUUUUUUUUCCACAGCUUCCUUCUUGUAACAUUACUUUUUUUUUUUUAAUUUAUGAAAGGGUAAUAUUUUUCGCUUUAUUUUUUAUUUUGGGAGGCAAACAGUUCACAAGUGUUUUAUGAGUACUCGUUCCCGACUCCAGGGACCAUAUCAAUUUUCGCCAAAUGUAUUCAUGAAAUGUUUUAGGGAUUCUGAAAACGGCUUCUUUGAGUUUUGCCAGAUGACAGCUUUAAAUCUCCUGGUUGUCCAUAUAUGGUCUACAGGUUGUAGCUUUUUCAUCAGCGCUCUUGUGCCAAGAGUCCUGCUUUCAAGCAAAGAGGAAAGUAGCAUCAUGAUAUACAGUACAAGGGGUUCCUCUGUUUUGGACAUUUGAAGUGGUUACAAAGUGCCACAAAAUGAACUUGUUUUUGUGCAGCGCAAGAAACUCAGUAACUGUAAAAAAAAAUUCAUUGGCUUGUUUGAUAUUUAUGACCUAGAUGUGUUUUUAAACAAGUAUUUACUGUCAUUAUGACAUUUUGAGGUUACAGUGCUGAGCAAUAAAAUAGCGAAUGUUUUUCAUUUCACUGUUUUCAAUCCAAACAUGAUGUCAAAUUCGACUUGCAAAGGGACUCUUGAGCAACCUGCUUAGUAUUCAGCAUGUCUGGUAUGUAUGACACACUAUUUUUUUGCCAUGUUAUUAGAUUUAUAUUAUUUCUGAACUGCUCCGGAUGAUUUGUGUCACACUUGAGUGCUUCUACAUUUAUGAAUGUUGAUAUUUUUACGAGAAUUGCGACAUAAUGAUUGUGGUGGUAUUCCCCGCUGGAUUAAGAUGGGUAAAUGGCCACUAAAGGCCUCAGUAAUAAAUGCAUGGCCGCCCAUUGAGCUCUCUGAUUACUGUAAUUGCAUUCUUGCUAGUAUUACCACUUCUAGGAAAUCAUGGGAUCUUUGUUAUUGUUAUUGUAUUAGUAGUAUAUUAAAAAUGAUAAUCCGUCCCCGGUGGAGUAGUGGUACACUCGCCUGACUUGUAUGCGGACAGCGUGGAUGUGGAUGUGAAUGGUUGUUUGUCUCUAUAUGUGCCCUGCGACUGACUGACAACCAGUUGAGGGUGUAGUCUGCCUUCCGCCCGAAUAGGCUCCAGCAACUCCCCACGACUCUAUUCAGGAUAAACGGUGUUCAAAAUGGAUGGGUAAUCAUACCUGUCAACUCAUACGGUUUAGCCAUAGUUCAUACGGAUUUUGUGGUGAAUCUUACAUAUAUGGCCGUAUCGCACAAAUCAUACGGAUUCUGAAAAUGUCCAUUUUUUUUCACCAACUCCAAAUGAUUUGGAGUUGGUGAAAAAAGUAACGCAGGAAUACAACUCUGAACACAGUAAUGCCACUAAGUAGAAUGAUGAUUAGACAUUAACCAGACAUUGUAUUAUGGAGAUCUACAAUAAAUAUCAUUGAAAAUUU